Messenger RNA from Populus trichocarpa (black cottonwood), 1851 nucleotides. RefSeq names its product protein kinase STUNTED. The transcript is spliced from 9 exons. Gene Ontology annotation, biological process: protein phosphorylation. The record is from RefSeq and is a predicted model, not a curated record. The coding region runs from base 1 to 1851 and encodes 616 amino acids. Lineage: Eukaryota; Viridiplantae; Streptophyta; Magnoliopsida; Malpighiales; Salicaceae. Gene Ontology annotation, molecular function: protein kinase activity; ATP binding.
AUGAAAGGAGAACUAAGCAUUCGUAAGGCAGUUCCAGGAAAAGGGUUGAAGAAAAAGAAACAGGGCAAUGACUAUUAUGUAGAAUGUCUCAACUUUGACCUUUCUAGGGUUGCCGAACUUGUGCAUCAUGCACUUGUUAGUUCAGAUAAUGACAGCUUAGUCACAAAAGAUUGUUCAGAUUGUAAGGGCUUGGUGGAAAAGGAACCGGCAUUCAUGGAUAAGUUUUUUGCCCAUCACUUACCAGCAACUAUGGUUAUUUUGUCUGUUCGAGAGGCAAAAACUAUGUUCAAAAGGGAUUUACUUAACCUGAUAGAAGGAAAACCUUUCUUUGAGAUCAAUUCUGUAAUCCGUAGAGAGCUGCCAGAGUCAGCUCUUGGCUGGCCUCUUCUUCAAAGAACCAAUCGUCCAGCUCUGGAAGCAUUGAGAAGUUCAGAAGUAAGGACUAUGUCACUGGUAGAAUGGAAUUCAAAAGAAAACAAUAGUUCUUCUGAUCUCAAAACAGAUGAUUGUAUAGUCAAGAAAUGCAAGACUGAAGGGACUGUAAUCCAAUUGUUUCAUGCCUCUGAAACUGAGUCAAGAGAUGGUAGCAGCAAUAGAGAACAUGAGAAUUUUGGCUUUAAACAGAAAGUUUCUUCAAAUUUUGAUUUUUUACAUACCAAAGAAUCCACACGAUCAGGGCCUGGCUGGCUUCUUUUCCGCAUAAAAACUUCUGCAUCUCCAGAAUCUCUGCAAGAAUCUCAGGCUGAUGGACUUUCAGUGGUUCAAUGGGUUUUGAGUCUACCCAAUCGAUCCAAAGAAGCAACUACAAAUAUUCAAAUUGAUGUUGUUUCCAAAGAAGCAGAGAGUUACGUUGAAAACAAUAUAUGUGGACACGAGGAUAAGCACAGUGAGGCUUGUUUAGCAGCAUCAAUGAAGCUGCCGAAGAAGCUGGGCUGUUUCUUUAAAUUGUGCUCAUCCGGCUGCAAGCAGUUCAGUUAUGAGGAGCUGAGGAGAGAAACUCAUCAUUUCUCCUCACAAGUGGCAGUGAAGAUCCUAAAACACUACAAGGAAGCUAGGAAUGACUUCUCCUUGGAAGUUGAUAUCAUGUCUUCGUUAAAGCACAAGCACAUUACGCCUCGAAUUGGCAUAUGCGUCGAGGAUGAUCAUUUAAUUCUGGUCUACGAUUUCUUGUCUAAGGGGAGCUUAGAGGAAAGGCUACAAGGUAAUAGCAGGAAGUCUGUAUUGCCAUGGAAAGUGAGGUUCAAAAUGGCUAUUGAGAUAGCCGAGACUCUAAAUCACCUGCACAAUGAACGUCCUCAGCCUGUUAUUCACAGAGAUAUUAAAUCUUCUAACAUUCUCCUAUCAAAUCAUUUUCAGCCACAGCUUAUGCAGCACAUAAUGAUGUUGUUGGAACUUUUUGGGUAUAUAGCUCCUGAAUAUUUCAUGUAUGGGAGGGUCAGUGACAAAAUUGACGUGUACUCUUAUGGCAUAGUUCGCCUUGAAUUGUUAACCGGAAAGAAACCAAUCAUUUCCACAGGUCUGAAAGAACAAGAGAACCUUGUUAAGUGGCCUGCAGGCAACGCCAUUAUUAGAGAGCGGGAAUCUAAAAGCUUUGCUGGACCCGAAGAUGGGCAGAGAGACUUCGACAUUGUUCAAAUGCAAAGAAUAGUUGUUGCAGCAACUCUCUGCGUCGGACAGACAGCUAGAGUACGUCCUAAACUUGAGCUAUUGAGAGGGGAGAAAGGUGAAAGAGACUGGGUGAAUAGCUAUGCUAAUGAUUUAAAAAAGUCAAGUGAUGAGGAAUUUGAUGACCUUUUCCUGGAAUUUGGCUGCAAACCAUGCGUGGGAGCCUUCAUUUCUGGAAUUAGAUGA